Strongyloides ratti is the source of this 642-nucleotide messenger RNA. RefSeq names its product B-cell receptor-associated protein 29/31 family-containing protein. The coding region runs from base 1 to 642 and encodes 213 amino acids. Gene Ontology annotation, cellular component: endoplasmic reticulum; endoplasmic reticulum membrane. The record is from RefSeq and is a predicted model, not a curated record. Lineage: Eukaryota; Metazoa; Nematoda; Chromadorea; Rhabditida; Strongyloididae. Gene Ontology annotation, biological process: endoplasmic reticulum to Golgi vesicle-mediated transport; intracellular protein transport. The transcript is spliced from 2 exons.
AUGUCAAUUCAGUGGACUAUUGUUGCCGGUAUCCUUUAUACAGAAAUUGCUUUUGUCAUACUUCUUGUUUUACCGUGGAUACGACCAACAAUAUGGAAAAAAUUUUUUAACUCACGUUUUGUUACGGCCAUUUCACAUAAAUCGACAAUAGCAUCUUAUUCAACAAUUUUCGUCCUAACUCUCCUCUUCUUGGAUGCUGCACGUGAAUGCGCCAAAUAUUCAAAUACAGCUAUUGUCGAGAAUACUCUUAUAAAGGGUGCUGCAGAUGUUGACACAGCUCUUCAUAUGCGACUUUUUAGAUCACAAAGAAAUCUUUAUAUCUCCGGUUUUGCUUUACUUUUAUUCUUAGUUAUUAAUAGAAUUAUUGGAUUAUUAGUUAGAUCAGCUCAACUUCAAGCUAGUGCUGAAGCAGCUAUGAAACAAGCUGAAAGUGCUACAAAAACAGCCAAAACAUUAAUGGAAAGUGGAGAUAGUAAUGAAAGUGCUACUAAGAUUUUGGAAUUAGAAGAACAAUUGGAAAAAGUUAAAAAAGAUAGAGAUGCUAUGAAGGAACAGGCUGAAAAUCUUUCAAAAGAAUAUGAAAGAGUUUCUGAUCUCCUUUCAAAAGCUGAAAAUAAAGAAGUUGAUAAGAAAAAUGAUUAA